Molecule: messenger RNA, 619 nt
Organism: Cicer arietinum (chickpea)
Lineage: Eukaryota; Viridiplantae; Streptophyta; Magnoliopsida; Fabales; Fabaceae
Source: RefSeq, a predicted model, not a curated record
CUUAGUUGGCAGCACCAUUUUCGCCGAUAAAACGCAUACGCGUGUGGAGGCGAAAUACAUUAGUUUAUUUAUUGAUUUAGCUCGUUGUCGACACUAUUCGUGGGCUGCCGCGGCAUUGGUUUUCCUGUAUGAUAACAUGGGAGAUGGGGCUGUCCACGACACUCGACAGUUAGGAGGUUACAUGACCCUUUUACAGUGCUGGAUCUACGAACACUUCCCUAGGAUCUGUAAGCGGGGCGAUAGAGGUGCGGUUCCUGCACAUCUUCCAAGAGCAUGUAGGUGGAUUGCAAAACAUGCUGUUGAAGGUGGAUUAGUGACCUAUCGGCAGAGACUUGAUGCUUUGUUGCUUGAUGAUGUACUGUUUACACCAUACGAUGAUGAUCGAGCUAAUCAUCCGUUUGAAGAUAUUUCGAUGUUCUCUGGUUAUCUUCGAUGUGGUGGAGUCUCAGUCCCAUAUUUGCCGGAGCGAUGUCUUCGACAAUUUGGUCGUAUUCAGUGCAUCCCGCCUGAUGUUCCCCCCAGGCCCGCCAGUAUAGAUUGGGUGUAGCAGACUACUAUGCAAUCAUCUGUAUCGGUGUUUCGGAGGCUAUAUCAUGUUGCGAGUUUUCCUGGAGAGGUC